AGCGGUGGCGGUGCCGGCGGAGGGCCCGGGCGGUGAGUGCGGCCCGGGGCUCCCGGUGUGCCGCGUUCGGUUCCGCGCUCCCGGCUCCUGCGGGCUGGGUGCUGGUGCUUGGGAAGGGGUCUGGGCGGUGGGGCUUGAGGUAUGCGGUGAGGGACCCGUCCCAGUGCGCGGUGAAGGGUCCGUUCAGUCGCGCCGCUGUGGAUAGCCGAUCACGGGUCCCGGUUUGCUGGGCUCUGUCAGCCCCAGAGGGACUGGGCUUGGCGGGAUCCGCGCCUCUCCCCGGUGCCUGGUAAGGGCUCGGCUGUGCCCAGCCCCAGCGCUCGGCGAGGGCCCGGCCUGGGGGGCUCUGCUCGGUCUCAGUGCUUGAUGCGGAGCCCGGUGUGGGGGGCCCGGGAGGCAGCGCCGCGGAACCCACUCAGGGUUCCCGGUGUGCGGGACUCUGCGAGCCCCGCUGUCCGCUGAGGAUCCCGGUCUGGGCCUUCUGACCCAGCCCAGCGAGGGCUCCGCACCCGCUGGGCUCUGAGCGCCAGUGCCCGCUGAGUUUCGGGGUGGUUGAGCCCCCGAUCCCCGCUCGAGCAGCCCAGGCCGGGCCCUGCCGAGCCCGGUGAGGUUCGAGCCGUGCACCCCUCCCCACCGUCCCGGCUGUGACAGCCCCUGCCCGCCCCGCCAUGCCUGCCCGCGGUCCCUCGGGGUCCCGCCGGCCGCUGCUGGCCCUGCUGGUGGCCCUGGGCUGGCUGCUGGCGCUGCAGCUGCUGCUGGACCUGCGGGCGCUGGGGCUGCUGUGCGGGGCGCUGGCCGUGCUGGGCGGCUGGCUGGGCCCCCCGGCCCUGCUUCCCCGCGGCCGCCGCCUGCGCCUGGAGCGCUUCGUCAGCUCCCUGCGGGCCCCGGCCGGCAGCCCUGCGGACGAGGUUCGCCUGGAGAAGGAGAUCGCCAGCACCGUCCGCAAGGUGGUGCGGGACUUCGUGGCCUCGUGGUACCGCACGGUGAGCAGAGAGCCGGCCUUCGAGGCCGAGGUGGAGAGAGCCAUGCUGGGGCUGGCCGCGGAGCUGCGGCGGCGGAUGAAGCGGGUGGACCGGCGAGCGCUGGCCCGCCGCCUGCUCCUGCUCUGCGGGCAGCACCUGCAGAGCUUCCUGCGGGCUCGGGACGCCCUGAGGGCCGACCCCAAGGGCGGGCGGACGCUGUGGAAGGAGUACAGCCGGCUGGCAGGGCCGCACCCCGCGCUGCUGAGCCCCGCGGCCGAGGUGCGCUGUGCCCGCGCCGCCGUGGACGCGCUGCUGCGGGCGCUGGUGCCCUGGCCGCACCUGGAGACACGGACGGGACGUUUCGUGGUGGUGGAGCUGGUGGCCUGCAACGUGCUGCUGCCGGCCAUCAGGAAGAUGUCCGAUCCCGACUGGAUCAACCUGCUGCUCAUUGGGGCGUUUUCCAAGAAGCCCCGGGGUGGGAAGCCCCACCCUGCACCCCCAGUGCCGGAUUCCUUGCCUUUCCCGGCGCAGACAGAUGCAGCUCCCGCCGGGCUCUCCCCGUCCCCGAGGGCUGCCGAGGGGCUCAGGAGAGAGGCAGGGGCUGCUGGAGAGGAGGGAGAGGAGGCGAGCAGGUCAUGCCAUGCAGAGGAACCCUUCCUGCGCCCCCAAGCCCUGGGAUCCCUCUUCCCCUGUGAGGGUUUGGAGCUGGAAUCCCCCGCGCCUGACAUGGGGCAGGAUGUGGAGCUGCUGGCUCCUUCCCCCGCCGGAGAGCUCCUUGAUGAGCCCCAUCAGGACCUUCCUGUGCCAGAGGGAGCACCUGCCUCGGAGGAUGGCACAGGGGACCUCGACCACGGCCCUGGCCCCAGCUCAGAUGCUGGCCUGCUUCCCACCUCUGCUUUGAGCUCCUGCCCUGACAUUCAGAUCGAGCCAGUGGCUGAGAAGGAGGAGGAAAGCCCAGUUGUCCCCAGGAGGUUCUCCUCACAAAGACCCUCCAGCCUGGGGAGAGAUCUGGGCACAACAGAGGGCCCAGCACCGUUUCCCCCAGAGCCUGGGCAGAGCCUGCCCCUGCUGUCAUCCUCCCCAACAGCUUCCAUGAGCACCUUCAGCUUCGAGCCCCUGAGCAGCCCCGAGGGCCCGGUGGUCAUCCAGAACCUGCGGAUCACCGGGACCAUCACUGCCCGCGAGCACAGCGGGACCGGCUUCCACCCCUACACCCUGUACACCGUCAAGUAUGAGACAGCCCUGGAGGGCGAGGCGGCGGGCAGCCUGCAGCAGGUGGCUUAUCACACCGUGAACCGCCGCUACCGCGAGUUCCUCAACCUGCAGACACGGCUGGAGGAGAAGCCGGAGCUCCGCAAGUUCCUGAAAAACAUCAAAGGACCAAAGAAACUGUUCCCUGAUCUGCCAUUUGGAAACAUGGACAGCGAUAAAGUGGAAGCCAGGAAAAGUCUGCUGGAAUCUUUCCUGAAGCAAUUGUGUGCAGUCCCUGAGAUUGCAAACAGUGAGGAGGUGCAGGAAUUCCUGGCCCUCAACACCGACGCCAGGAUCGCCUUUGUCAAGAAGCCCUUCGUUGUCUCCAGGAUAGACAAGAUUGUUGUCAAUGCCAUCGUGGACACCUUGAAGACAGCGUUCCCCAGGUCAGAGCCCCAGAGCCCCACGGAGGAUCUGAGUGAGUCAGAAGUGGAUGGGAAAUCCCAAACAGACGGGAAGAAAAGCAAGUCCAGGCUGAGGUUCUCCUCCAGUAAAAUCACUCCAGUGCUGAGUGUGAGUGAAGCUCAUGACAGGAUCGUGUACUCCAUCAGGGAGGGCAAUGCUGUCUCUGGCACCCUGUCCCUGGCUGCUAUGGAAUCCUUCAUCCAGAAGCAGGAGAAGCUGCUGGAAGCAGUCCCCAGCAAGGCUCCUGAAGGCCAGGGAGGCAGAGAAGCCAAGGAGAUCUCUGUGCAGGAAGAAAUGGAUGGGCUGAGCACAGCAGAGCAGGGAGGACAUCCAGACACUGACUCUGACUCCGAGACAGCUUUGGCUGACCUGGCCCUGGACGUGCUUCGUCUGGUGCUGGUGGAUCACUGGGGCUGGCUGUGCACAGAGAACAUCCAGAAGGUUUUCAACGUGCUCUUUGGGACCCUUGUUCAAAGGUGGCUGGAGGUGCAGAUGGUCACCCUGACCUGCACCCAGCGCUGGGUCCAGUACCUCCAGUUGCUGCAGGAAUCCAUCUGGCCUGGAGGAGUCCUACCAGCAGUGCCUAAACCCCCCAGGACAGAGGAGCAGAAGAAGGCAACAGCAGAGCAGGCCCUGCAGAGCCUGAUGGGGAUCUUGCCCAAUGUGAUCCAAGAAAUCCUUGGGACUAGUAAGUGUCAGAUGAGCUGGAACCUGGUGCUGGAGUCACUCAGCCAGCCUGUGAUCAACAGGCACCUGGUGUUCUGCCUCCUGGACAUUCUGCUGGAGUUCUUGGUUCUGAAGGGCUCCAGCCAGGAGCCUGAGGCUGCAGCUGCCACACCAUGUGCCUGCAGUGGCACAGACAAAGGUGUCCCAGCACUUUAACCAGGCCUGGUGGCCCAGCAGUGGAGGAGAGAAGCAACCACAGGCAUGGAGUGUUGGAUUUUCAUCCUUUACUGAACGUGCCUGGGAGCUUCCUGUAAGGAAUUUCUCCAGCCAGUGCUAAGUGAAGCUGCUUCCAGGCUUCUCUGUGUCAGCUGGGUGGUGGAUCAAACCCAGAGGUGCUGUGCAGCAUCUGUUCCAUUGCUGACCUGAUGGGGAGCCUGGAAUGAACCAGCCUGACCAGCUGGAGAAGGAACCACAGACCCUUCUGAACAUCUUUAACAUCUACAGGAGAUCUGCUUUUGUGGCUCCAGGGCCCACCUGGCACUGAGAGAGUUGGUGUGCUGGCAUCUGCUGCUGAAUGUUUCUGCAGGACAGGGGAGGGUGCAGGGCUGUCCCUGCUGUCUGAGCAGCCUGCCCUGCACCAGCUGUGUCCCCAGAAGGAAGAUGGGGAGAGGAUGGAGUGUGGAGAAGUCCUGGAGUGUGGAGAUGUCCUGAAGUUCAGCAUCCAACUGCCCAAACACGUGGGAGGGGAGAGCAGGGCCAGAGGUGCUGCCCUGCCUUAGGGACAGAGAUCAGCUGCUUCUCCCUGCUCUGGUUCUCAGUAGGUGCAGGCAGGUGUGAUCCUGGCAGAGACUCCCCCAGGCUAGGGAGGAGUGCUGGCUUUGCUGGACUUCAGGACUCGUUUCUGUUGUGCUUUCUGAGUCACCUUUUAGUCCCUGGGACAGUCACCUGGAAGGCACAGGCCAAAGGAGCUGAGCCAUGUGGGACACAGUAAAUCAGCUCCUACACAAACCUGGCUGUCACAGGAAGCUCUGGGAGAGGAAUGAGGACCUUGAGCCCAGGGGAAUCCUGGAUGUGUGUCAGGGACAGGCGGUGGGUUAGAGCUGAGAGCACUGCCUGAGCUCUGCUGUCCAUGCCUGGGUCACUGGGCUCUGCUCUGCUGUCCCUGCUGCUGCCACAGGGCUCUGGAAAGCUGCUCAGGUCAUGGAGCAGGGAUUUGGAGCUGCUUCUCCAGCUUGUCCAAGACUUGAGUGGCUUUGUGAGCACUUAAUGUUCUCAGCAGUCAGGUUCUAGGAGUACUGAGGGACUCAGAGUGUGCAGCCACAGCCCAGCUUGCUGACCAGUUUGCUGACCAGUUUGCUGACCAGCUGUGCUGUAUUUUCUGGGAGAAGCACAGACUGAGCAGUGCUGCUCUGGGCUGGUGAAGGUUCUCUGCAGAUCUGAGGAGGCUCCACACAGGAGCCAUGCAGGAUCCCAGGUGUGUCUCUGCUGCAGGACCAGGUGGUUUCAUCCUACAGAACAUGGAAUUCCAGGCUGGAAGAGAUUGCUGCAGUUUUUUGGAGCUGGAUGCUCCAUGGCAUGUUUGGAGAGAAGGCAGUGUAACUCCAGCAUGUCUGUCCUGCUCUUCCAAAGGAGCUGUUUAAUUAUGGAUACACAACAGUGUGAGCUGCUCUGGGCUUCUGUUGUGUGAAAAUACAGGGAGGGAUCAUUUUGCUGCAAGCAAACAGAUUUUUAGGGAGCUCUGAGGACAUCCCAAGACCAGGCAGAAUCCAGUGUCAUGAAGCAAAUCAGUUCUGCAUCACCACUGGAGCCAGUUCUCUUCAGAGAUGGUAGCUUGGCCACCUGCUUGGAGAAGAAGGGAGGUGUGAGUUAAGUGGUUUAAGAGAAGAUGAGGUGGAGAAUGCUUUGGGAUAACCCCAAAUGGCCAAACAGGAGUUUGAGAAACAGGACUCAGAUAAACCCUUAAAUAUCUGCUUGUAUUUCACUGCCAGGCUCUGUUUCCCUCCUUUUCCUCCUGCUUCCAUUUCCACCCCAGCUGUCAGGAGGGGCACAGGGCACCCUGAGCCAGGGCUGAUGCAGCAGAGCCCUGGUGGCUUCCCAGAUGUUCCUGCUGUUCCUGUUUGCUGUUGCUUCCCAAUGAAUUUUGUGGCUUUGGAGCUCCAGGACUGAGGUCUGUCAUUAAUUAGGGAGAGUACUGAGAGGCUUUGCUGAAGAGGAUGAUGGAGUACAAAUUAUCCACUGCCAGCUCCAGUUAGGGCAAAAGUCUGAAACAGUCCCUGCACACACUGGAUGUGGCACUGGGAGGAUGAGCUGACACUUGUCCUUUGCCAGGAAGCCCAAAUUCUCCCAGCUUUUAACCCCCAUCUCUGAAAUGAUGCAAAUGACUGAAUAUUCAGUCCUCCAGAUGGAAAUAAUCUGUGAUUUCUGCCAGCUUGGGAGCUUUGGGUGCUUUGCUGGGCUGGUGCAGCAAUGAUUUGGGGUUCUCCCAGCAGCCCCAAAUCAUUCCACUCCCUCUGUGUUAAGAUACAAAGAGCUGGGACAGAGAGACAGAAAGGGGAUUUAUUUAUGUGCACUCACAAGGCAGAGUGAGGAACUGCAAAAUGUUGUUUUACCCUGCAGAACUCCCUUUUUUGUCUCAGAUAUGAGGGGUUGGAUCCCUUUCUCCUGGCUGGGCUUCAAAUUCCCAUUUGUGCAGCCCUGCAGCUGAGUUGAAGUGCCCAGGAGCAAAGAGCCCCUCUCUGCAUCAUGUUGUCAAGGACUAAAACCAAUCCAAUAAAAAGCUCAGCUUUUUUAUCUACUGAGAGUUCUUUGCCUCACUGUGAUUUUGGGAUUAAAUUGAGCACAAUGGUGGCAGAUACAAACUGCUGCAUUCAGGUGGGCUGAAAGUUUAUUUCCAUUGGACUAAGACUAGAAAAACUGCUCUGGUAAAACAAACAAGCUUAAGCUUGCUCAGUGUGUCAUAUUCCCAGCAAGCUCCUUUUUUCUGCAGGAAUUUGUAGAAGGAAUUUGCAGAAGGAAUUUGUGGAAGGCUCCAGCACCUCUCUAAAGGGUGGGUGGUGAGAGCAGCCAGAUUUGACCUCAAGAAGGAGUUGCAGCUUUGUGUCACGUUAGGUCAAGAGCAGCACCUGCCUCAGGUGGGUGCUCAGCUCUCCUUCUCCAGGUCCUUCAGCCCUGUGUGAUCUCCCUCCAGCCCAGCACUUGCUGAUUUGUGAAGUGUUCCCCUUCCCACUGCCUUAGUUUCCCACAGCUGACUGGAAUCUUCCUGGAAGCAGGGAUGUGAAUGACUGAGUGCAGUGGUGGAGAGCUCCAAGGCACCACUCUUAAGCUAAAUAAUUAUUAAAUUGUAUUUUUAGGGGAAAAAAGCCCCACCAUGCACUGACUCCCUGUCCCAUUUCCUGUACUCAACCCUUUGUAUCAGCUGUUUGUGGUGCUGUUGGAGUCUCUGUGGAAUUCUGCUGGCUGGAAAAACCCAUUUAAUUGUUAAAUGGGGAGCAAACCUCCACUCCCAUGUACUUGUGUGCAAUAAGACUUUAUUUCAAACUUACUUCUCUGUCAGAGUUUAAAAUCUGCUUUUGGUUGUGACGGUGUUCACAGGGAUCUCAGGUUGAGGGAAGAGAUGAGGAUCUGACUCCAUGUUUCAGAAGGCUUGAUUUAUUAUUUUAUGAUAUAUAUUACAUUAAAACUGUACUAAAAGAAUAGAAGAAGAUUUCAUCAGAAGGCUGGCUAAGAAUAGAAAAAGAAGGAAUGAUAACAAAGGUUUGUGGCUCAGGCUCUCUGUCUGAGCCAGCUGACUGUGAUUGGCCAUUAAUUAGAAACAAUCACAUGAGACCAAUCACAGAUGCACCUGUUGCAUUCCACAGCAGCAGAUAAUCAUUGUUUACAUUUUGUUCCUGAGGCUUCCCAGCUCCUCAGGAGGAAAAAUCCUAAGGAAAGGAUUUGUCAUAAAAGAUGUCUGCGACAUUUGGUAGAGAAGAACAAGUGGGGAGGAGGCUGGGGCGAGUGGGAAGGGGUGGAUGUGACUCCCAGGUGUCACAAAAUGCAUGGCCAGGGCAGGGGACAGUGGGGCUGGGACAGUUUUUCUCUCCUGGCACACAGAGGGACUGCUCAGACAUGGGAGAGACCAAAGUCCUUAAAGCUUGGCCAGGAAUCAGAACAAUUUCCCACCCAUGAGCAUUGCUGCUUUCUCCCUGAAACUCCUCAAUUUGGGCUCUCCAGGGAGUCUAAAACCAGGGAAGCAAUGUGGAUUACUUACUUUCUUCUGGCAAUCAGGAAAGACUCCCCUAGAAGCAGGGAUCUCAAACCCAUCUCCACACCCCCUGGGCAGCUCUGCUUAGGAAGUUUUCUUUGCUGUCAGUGCUGGAGCAGGAAAGCUGCUAAGCUGUAAGGAAAUAGGGAAUGUCUGAAAACGAGGAAUUCCACAUGAAAUUUGUAAUAUUAUGUCAAAUGAAAGAAAAAAAAGAGGAAAUAAGAAAAACCUGAUACAAUGAG
Zonotrichia leucophrys gambelii is the source of this 7769-nucleotide messenger RNA. RefSeq names its product sorting nexin 19 (gene SNX19). The coding region runs from base 669 to 3500 and encodes 943 amino acids. Lineage: Eukaryota; Metazoa; Chordata; Aves; Passeriformes; Passerellidae. Gene Ontology annotation, cellular component: intracellular membrane-bounded organelle. The record is from RefSeq and is a predicted model, not a curated record. The transcript has 11 exons. Gene Ontology annotation, molecular function: phosphatidylinositol binding.